This is a messenger RNA of Topomyia yanbarensis, 2313 nucleotides long. It is a transcript of the gene UGP, whose product is annotated as UTP--glucose-1-phosphate uridylyltransferase. Gene Ontology annotation, biological process: glycogen metabolic process; UDP-alpha-D-glucose metabolic process. Bases 355 to 1977 code for a protein of 540 amino acids. Gene Ontology annotation, cellular component: cytoplasm. The record is from RefSeq and is a predicted model, not a curated record. The transcript is spliced from 3 exons. Lineage: Eukaryota; Metazoa; Arthropoda; Insecta; Diptera; Culicidae. Gene Ontology annotation, molecular function: UTP:glucose-1-phosphate uridylyltransferase activity.
UGAGCGCAUAUUAUUCGUCUAGGCGAAAGAAAAGAAAGGCGCGGACUAACGUGCGCUCGUGUGUUUGUUUUAGUUAUUAUUUGGUUGUAUUAAGUCAUCUGUUGUGCUUCAUUGGCUGCCAAUAGCGCGUUUAACUGUUUCCCUCGUGCUAUCAUUGUUUUCGUUUAUGAGGUUUCGCAUAAUUACUGGAAACACCAUUUAUGUAUGAUUUAGUGAUUCACUAAUUCGAACAGCGUAGUGUCGAACAGCAGUGUAGUGCUACUAACAUCGAACAGAACGAGCAUGAAAUCGGUGUUGAGUGGCGUAGAAUCGAAUGCUAGGUCUGAAAAGAAGUGAUUAGUUAUUCGAACAAGUAUGUUUGGACUCCAGAGCACGUGCAUAGUUCUCGAUUCUAUCGCAGACAGUAGUUCGGAUGGUGAUGAUACACAAUUCAAGAUGAUCAAUCAACAUGUUGGUGAGGGUCAAGUUCGGGGCCACCAACGUGUGCCUUCGGAUACCAAGGAAUUCCACGAGGCUACCAAACGUGAUGCGUAUAACCGCUUAAGCAAGGAUUUGGAUAAUCUGCUGCAAACGGCGGAUGAUUCCAAAAAGCCCGCGCUACAGAAAGAAAUGUGUGGUUUUGAAGCCCUGUACCAUCGGUUCUUGCAGGAGGACGGACCAUCGGUGGAGUGGGAUCGCAUUGAGCGAUUGCCGCCAGAUGCUGUUAAGGAUUAUUCUAGUCUCAGAACUCCAGAUGAAUCGGAAAUUCGUGCAAUGCUGGACAAACUGGUUGUUGUCAAGCUUAACGGUGGUCUCGGUACAUCUAUGGGGUGCCAUGGACCGAAAAGUGUUAUUCCUGUUCGUAACGAUCUAACAUUUUUGGAUUUAACCGUGCAGCAGAUCGAACAUUUGAACAAAAAAUACAGCGCCAAUGUUCCACUUGUUUUGAUGAACUCGUUUAACACUGAUGAGGAUACUGAAAAAGUUAUUCGCAAGUACAAAGGGUUCCAAGUGCAGAUUUACACGUUCAACCAGAGCUGUUACCCACGCAUUAGCAGAGACUCUUUGCUACCAGUAGCCAAAGAUUUCAAUAUAGAAACUGAUAUGGAAGCGUGGUAUCCACCCGGUCACGGUGAUUUCUAUCAAGCUUUUCAGAAUUCUGGUCUACUCAAAAAGUUCAUCGAUGAAGGACGUGACUACUGUUUUCUCUCCAAUAUUGAUAACCUUGGAGCGACGGUGGAUAUCAACAUUUUGAAUCGAUUGCUGGGAAAGGAUCAACAAGGCGGUAAGCCAAUUGAGUUCGUUAUGGAAGUGACAGACAAAACGCGCGCCGACGUUAAGGGUGGUACACUGAUCCAGUAUGAAAACAAGUUACGAUUGCUUGAAAUCGCGCAAGUUCCAAAUGAACAUGUCGAUGACUUUAAAUCUGUCAAAACUUUCAAAUUUUUUAACACUAACAAUAUCUGGGCUCGAUUAGAGUCUAUGGAGCGCGUUCUAAAAGCCGAUACCAUGAAUAUGGAAAUUAUCGUCAACAACAAAACGCUAGACAAUGGAAUGCGAGUUAUUCAGUUGGAAACCGCAGUCGGUGCAGCAAUGAAAUGCUUCGAUGGAGGAAUCGGAAUCAACGUACCACGUUCGCGCUUCUUGCCUGUCAAGAAAUCGUCUGAUUUACUGCUCGUGAUGUCUAAUUUGUACAGCCUCAAGUACGGAUCGUUAGUCAUGUCUCCGCAACGCAUGUUUCCUACCACGCCCUUGGUAAAACUAGGAGACAAUCAUUUCAGCAAAGUUAAAGAGUUUUUAGGUCGUUUUGCAAAAAUUCCCGAUCUAAUAGAGCUGGACCAUCUAACUGUUUCUGGUGACGUGACAUUUGGGCGUGGUGUGUCUUUGCGUGGCACAGUCAUUAUCAUUGCCAAUCACGGUGAUCGCAUAGAUAUUCCAGCAGGAGCAAUUCUUGAAAACAAGAUUGUCUCUGGUAAUAUGCGUAUUCUGGAUCACUAAAAAUUAUGCAGCCGAAUGUGUACAGAAGAAAACGUAUACUCAGGAAUAACGGCACAAUACAGUUUACAGAAAGAUGUUAGAAGAAUGACUAGGUCUUGUCUUUAGGAAAUUGUUCGGCCAGUGUAGCAUGUAAAACAAUCAUUUUGAUCAGGAAUCUAAUUAAUCGAAUUUAUGAUUUUCAUUUGUUUGUUGUCAUAUUCUAGUAUCAAAGAUUUAAAUGGGUUUUUAACUAGUUUUUAGGUUUUAAGCAACGACGUUUCAGUUUCGUUCUAAUAUGAACAUUCGAGUAUGUUGUAAAUGUUUGUUGAAUAAAAAUGUAGCAAAAUUACAAAAAAG